Messenger RNA from Engraulis encrasicolus (European anchovy), 2211 nucleotides. RefSeq names its product CTTNBP2 N-terminal like b (gene cttnbp2nlb). The record is from RefSeq and is a predicted model, not a curated record. The transcript has 10 exons. NCBI's taxonomy places the organism in Eukaryota, Metazoa, Chordata, Actinopteri, Clupeiformes, Engraulidae.
CGAGUGCGAGUGGACAGCAGCACUGCUGUAGGACUAGGACUGUACUGGAACACUUCGGGAAGUGGACUCUAUUUCUUACUGUCCCAAUUUGAUGAAACAACACCAGGACGCAUGAAGGAGAGCAGUAUGAACGUGGACAGUCUGAGCAAACAGGAGCUUCUGAUGCUGCUGAGCAUUCUGGAGGGAGAGCUGGAGGCCCAGGACCUGGUCAUACACACACUACGGUCUCAGCAUCGUGACGUGGUGGUCCAGAAGCGCUAUGGCCAGUACGACCUGAGCGACCCCUUCAUGGCUCUGCAGCGGGACAGCGAGGUGCUGGGGGAUGCGGUCGCCGGGGGCGACGACGGGAUGGGAGGGGGAGGGGGUGUGGCCAACCCACUGUCUGUGCUGAAGCUGCUGAUGGCCCACUGCAGACGCAUGCAGGAGAGGAUGAAGCAACAGCUGACCGCCGCCGAGAUACGCCACCGCAGGGUGAUUUCUGAUCUGGAGGAGGAGAGGAGGCGUCAUGCUCAGGACACAGCUGAUGGAGACGACGUCACCUACAUGCUGGAGAAGGAGAGACAGAAACUACUGCAGCAGCUGGAGUGUGAGCGGUCUCGUCAGCAGCAGCUGGAGCAGGAGUGUGAGCGUGCGGUGACCAAAGCCCAGGAGGAGAGCGAAUAUUAAUACUUACCUCAGCAGCUGGAGCAGGAGUGUGAGCGUGCGGUAACCAAGGCCCAGGAGGAGAGCGAGAGGGCGACCGGCCUGGAGAGCAGGCUGCAGGAGGAGUGCAGUACCGCAGAGUCCCUCCAGGGGGAGCUGGAGCGCCACAGGAGCCGCGCGGAGAGCUUGGAGGCCACGCAGGAGAAGCAGCUGGCCGAGUUCGACACGGAGAGGGAGCAGCUGAAGGCCAAGCUACGCAAAGAGGAGCACAGGAGCAAGGAGCUACUGGAACAGCUUGAAGCCUUGAGAAAGGAACUGCGGGAACGCGAGGCGGGCACCAAGGAGAAAGGAGAGAAGGAGCGAGAGAACAAGAAGGAGAAGCAGAGCAGCGGCGUAGAGAGGAAGGAGAGAGGAGAGAAGGAUAGAGAGAGUGGCACUGGAGGAGGAGGAGUGAAGGAGAGAGCGACCAGCGGAGGAGAAGUUGGAGUGAAGGAGAAAACCAUCGUCAAGCAGCAGAAGGAAAGAGGCGGAGUCAAGCUCACGCCUGUCAAAGUCACGCCCACAAGCCCGAACGCGUCGUCCAAUCACAGCGAAGUAGACGGCAAGUCGCCCCUGGCAACCAGAGCUCCUCCCCCUAGCCGCCUGAAUGGACACACCUCCCCCCAGAGCCCCUCCUCUAAGGAGAACGGCGUAGAGGCUGGACCAAUCACGUCGGGAGCCAGACCCUCAUCGCCAGCUGUGACCACGCCCAUCCAGAGCCCCACACCCACAAGCCCCGCCUCUUCCUCAUUAGUCUCCUCCCCCAUCUCGUCUCCCAACCUAUCGAAGCGCGGCGUCGCUGGGCACGCGGCCCCCUAUCCUCCCUCCUUCCAGUCGGGGGUCAACCAACGCUUCCAGGCCGCACGCCACAAGUUCGCCCAGGCCGAGCAGGACGCUCACACACACACUCCACACACACACUCGCACCCGCACACGCCUACACACACGCUGUCCCCCCGCGACCUCUCCCCCACCACUACCCCCCCACCCCAGGCUGCGGAUAACAGCGCAGCCAAGCAGCUAGCACGGAACACCGUGACACAGGUGCUGUCGCGCUUCACCAGUCAGCAGCAGCAGGGCGGAGGCAAGAUGGCGCCCCUCAGCAGCUCUCCGUUUGGCACAGACUACCGCACCCUCACCUCCCCCACCUCCUCCUCCUGCUCCUCCCCCACCUCCUCCUCCUCCCCGACGGUCCGCAGCCCGGUGCCUGGCGCUUGUCCCCUCUCCCCCACCGUCCGCUCUCCCAUCAUUUCCCGCAGCAGCGACAAGACUCUAAACUCCGCCCAGCCACCGCCUCCGGUCCCGCCCAAGAGCUCCCGCAACUGCCAGUCGCCCGCCUCGCCGGGCGUCUCACGCUCCUCAGGGAACCAAUCCCCUGCCUCGCCUGGCCGCUCUGGCUCCUCCCACUUCCCAGAGCUGUCCGGAGGCUGUGGCAUGACCAGUGCAGCAGGGGGCGAUAAAGACAUUGACAUGGUGGUCUCCUCUUCCAGCUAAUGUAUACAGACACACGCACACACACACACACACACA